Octopus sinensis (East Asian common octopus) is the source of this 1213-nucleotide messenger RNA. RefSeq lists its product as uncharacterized. The transcript is spliced from 7 exons. The record is from RefSeq and is a predicted model, not a curated record. NCBI's taxonomy places the organism in Eukaryota, Metazoa, Mollusca, Cephalopoda, Octopoda, Octopodidae. The coding region runs from base 195 to 554 and encodes 119 amino acids.
GGUUUUCCUGUGUCUUCGGCAGUUCGAUUUCGUUAAAAGUCGGCACUCAGACAUGCGCAAAGCGGUACCGAACUUGUCUGUUUUCUAGCCUCGUCAGAGCCGACUUGGCCACUUGGAGCGGCAGAAAUCUUUAUGGAGACAAAUUAGUUGAUUAUCUUAAAUUCUAUUGCAAGCAAGCGGUGCCAAAAUAUAUUAUGUGCGCUGAGUGUGGGUCGACGAUCCCGCAGCAGCCCAGUGCAAUGUGCAUGAAAACGGAACCAGUAAAUUCUUUUGUUGGAGCUGUGUUAUCCGGGUACUUUACUGAUGUCAAAUGCGUUCGCUUUUGGAUGAAUUACCAUGAACACUGCUUGGUUCCCUUAUAUGAACCUCCAGAAGAUACCAGCGUUCUGACAGCCAUCGUUGAGUGUUACAGUAUCUACAGAACCGAUUUUGACAAUUGUGGUGAAAACGGUUUCAUUGCCAUGAUAAUGAGGGCAACCCACUUCGCUCCGAUGGGUUCAACGCUUGACGUAGAUCUUUCAAAAAUAACACAAGAAGGCAAGAACACGGAAUAAGAUUUAUGCAGAUAGGAAGAGCUGAUUAUAUAUAUAUAUAUAUAUAUAUAUAUAUACACACACACACGUAUACAGACAUACUUGUAUACACAUACACACACACACACACACAAUUGAUAACACAUCGUUAAACUCUAAACAUGUAUAUUCAAAAUUAGACAAAACGAUCGCUGAGAACAGCAUAUCUCUUAUGAUAAAAUUCAGAAUAAAACGCAAUUUCACAUAGAGAUCAUAGUUUUCCUCCUCUACAGCUGUUUCAAUGACGUUCACUAAUCGUAACAUUAAGACACCUGAUGAAGAGAAUUAAAUUAUGAACUAUAUGCCUUUUACUUUAUCUGUGGUACUUGUUUUGAUGGAGGAGGGACGUAAGUAAAAUGCCGGAUAAGCGAUCUGUUUGCUGUAUAUUAACUGGAAAACAAAGGAUAUAUAAUAAUAUAUCGUCGCAAAAAUAAAAUUUUACGAGUUACGAAAUAAGCAAUGAAUUACAAAAUUGGUUUUAACGGACACACCAUGUAACUAAAUGGUUGUUUCGAUUUUUUUUUUAACUGUUUGCAACCAAAUUUCAAGCUUUUCCCCCCUAAUGAAACGCUUCUUGUUCAGCCAUGUUGGUUUUUCUUUCCCCUGUAUUAAAUAUUGUUUGAAAAUAAAGCAAAUAUAAA